GAAAGAGCGAGUGAGGUAGAGAGAGAGGAAAACUGCAAAAUCUGUCAAGGUUUCCAGGCGUUCGCUCAUUCCUCUCGACGCCUGUGCAGCGCUGACUCGGGUCGCGUGCUGGACGAUGAGUUCAUUUAGCACCAGAGCGCUGACGCUCCUGUCGUCUGUGUUUGGGGCGUGCGGGUUACUCCUGGUGGGUGUGGCUGUGUCGACGGACUACUGGCUGUUAAUGGAAGAAGGCAUUGUCCUGCAGCAGAACCAGACCACAGAGGUGAAGAUGGCUCUGCAUUCUGGACUCUGGAGGGUGUGUUUUGUGGCUGGACCAGAGAAGGGGAGAUGUGUGGCAUCUGAAUACUUCAUCGAGCCAGAAAUAGAGAUCACUACUGAGAACACAGCCAAUAUACUGAAAAUGGUUAGGACGGCCACCCCAUUUCCUAUGGUCUCACUCCUCUUUGUCUUCACGGCCUUUGUCAUAAGCAACAUCGGCCACAUCCGUCCCCAGCGCACCAUCCUGGCCUUCGUCUCUGGAAUCUUCUUCAUCUUAUCAGGUUUGAGUUUAGUUGUCGGUCUGGUGUUGUAUAUCUCCAGUAUCAAUGAUGAAGUGAUGAACAGGCCUCGGGAGCCGGAGCAGUUCUUUCACUACCACUACGGCUGGUCGUUUGCCUUUGCUGCCAGCUCCUUCCUGCUCAAAGAGGGUGCUGGAGUCAUGUCUGUCUAUCUCUUCAUGAAACGUUAUGCUGAGGAAGAGAUGUACCGGCCCCACCCUGCGCUGUAUCGCCCUCGCCUGUCUGAAUGCAGCGACUACAGCGGUCAGUACCUGCACCCCGACUCCUGGCCUCCUCCUCAGCGUGGACGCAGUGGCUCCGAGGUGUCCAGCGACAUCUCCAUUCAGCUCAACCAGACCCCGCUUCCUCCUCUGCCAAAAAGCGGUGGGCCCUCCAAUCCACGCUCUUCCUCGGGCCCCUCGUCCGGGGCCAGCUAUCACCUCCCACCUGCUUCCUCCUCCUCCUCCUCUUCCUAUCCUCACACCAUCCACUCCUCCCAUUCCGUCGGCCACGCCCCUCAGUCCCUCCCAAUGGCCACGCCCCCAUCUGCAGUCCCGCCCCCUCGCUACCAUGCGCAUAUGCGUAUGAGCGCCUCCCCUUGUUAGAUUUCCUCUGUUUAAGAUACUUAAACAACUGAAAUAUGGGCAUAACAUUAGACAAGAGGAUAAAUCUCCAGAGACUAUGGGAUCAAAAGGGUGCUAAGUUGAAAAGAGGUAGACGAGGAAGCGCUUCACUUACAAUUCUGUGCCUGAAUGAAGUUUAACAGAUUCUCAGAGCAAGAUUAAUAAGUGAAGGAAUAGCAUUUAUACAUAUAGAAAGAAUGUAUGGAGAAGAAAGGUACAAAAUACUGACUUGCUGAAAAUAGUUGAAAACAACUGUAUACAUAUUUAAAUUUCUAUGUAAAAUGUUUAAAUCUUAUUGCACACCAUAACCUUUUUCAUCCCCUCAUACCUCAUAUAUCAUGAGCACCAUGAGGCUAUUUAUACCAUUUCUUGUUUAUACUAAAGCAAAAAGACACGAAUGUGCCCUAAAGGGGGCGGAUUUCUUUAAAUGGUGUCGCAGAUUUAUUUCAGCGGACAAUUUCUGUACACAGUGUAUCAAGAGCAGUAGUCAUCUAGUGUAGUCCAACAUAUUUGCCUACACGUUUUAUCAUGUGGGCAAAGAAAACUUUAGAUGCAGGGGGUUCGAUUUGUCCUUUACUAUCAAUUUGUAAUGUUUUUAGAUUUGUACAUCAGGGUAGAUGUUCUACAAAGCUGGCUGAUGUUUCUUUACUGGGAUGUUGUACGCUUGGCCCCAUGGCCCUCAAUAUGCCUUGUGUUUUCUUGUGCUCUCAUAUUCAAAAAAAUAAUGUUUUAAAAACAUUUAGCAGUGGUAUAGCACGAUACAAAAAGGAAACGUUUGAAAAUGUUUAACAUAUUUACCUUAACCUAGAAUGGAGGCUGACUCCUGUAUGAAUUCACUGUUCAAUCAUCAUCUUAAAAUUGCAGCCGUUCUCGUUUAUUAUUGAUAUUAUUACUACGACUAUUAAUUGAGUUGUUUAUUAUACAAAAUUGAUUGUAAACCUGCGUAUGUGUUAUAACGGAAGCUGUUGUACAUCAGCCCUGCAGUGUUUCAGCGAUCAUGUUUUAGAGUAAUAUGGGUUAAUGAAAAAUAACAGAAAUCAACAUGAGGGAGAAUUUAGAACUAAACUAUGUGCUUGAGAGCUCCUGGUGUAUUGCGCCAUCUACUGGUCAUGCAGUAUUAGUGCAUUAAAGCACUGAAGUACCUUGUCUGAACCACAAGUUGUAUGAAAUCUGUAUUCGAUUCAUUGACUAAAAUGAGGCAGAUGAGUCAGCACUUCCAUAUACCUGGUGCCUGCGGAUGCUGCAUCGAUUGAGCAAUGCAGUAAAGACAAUUUGUACAGUAUGAUUAUUAUACCAAUAAAUCAGUCCCUUUUCCUAAUGCAUAAACGUUGACCUUUGUAGAAAAAUAUCCUUUAAUAUAUAUUAGCUAAUAGAUAUUAUUAUAACGGCCUGUUAUGCCCUUAAGACUAAAAUUUUAAUGCAUAGAAGCUUGAGAUAUUUUCCAGAGUGUUAUAACUGAGAGUUCAUUAUUGUGUGUAAAUAUUACGAUCAUAAAUAUUUAUGAAAUAGGAAUAGUCAUGAAGAACAGGACUGGCUCCUGCUGGAUAGUAAAGAAAUACAUAGUAUAACAAUUUAUAUUAUAGCCAUAUUACAAGGGAAAUAUGCAGAAUUGAAGGUAUGAUUUAUGGGAAAUGAAAAGAGCAAGAGGAAUGAUUUUUGAAUCCUAAUAUUUAUUCAAGUAUUGCUGGUGGUACAAAUUUAGUCUGCUUUUAAGUCUGAAAUGUGAAUAUCUGUUUGUUUCUUGUCUUUUACUAAUAAUUGCGUUAUAAUGAGCUUUCUGCUCUCUCAGUUCCAGUUGACAUUUGUUGUUGUUGCGCUCUAUGCUGAGGGUCUGGCUUAUAAAUAUGUAUGUACCAUUUUGCAUGACUUUUUUUUUUUUUAUCUUCAUACCCUUUUCCUCUCAAUCGUUUUUUUUUUUUUUGCUUUUUCCCAGUGGGCUGUCCUUUGUCUUGAUUUGUCUCUCUCAAAGUCCCAUUAAGCUGAAGCUGCCUCACUCAUUUGACUUGUCUUUUCCUCUUUUACCCUUCAUUUCUCUCUCUUCUCUCUCUCAGCCUUCCCGUCUUUACUUUUCUGUUUUCAGUUAUCAGUUUUGCAUGCCUUUCAUUCCAUAAUGCCAAAGCAAUUGUGCCUGACUUAAGAUGAUGAUGACGACAGUUAUUACUAUUAUUAUUAUUAUUAAAACUGUGGCAUUUCUUC
Molecule: messenger RNA, 3355 nt
Organism: Sinocyclocheilus grahami
Lineage: Eukaryota; Metazoa; Chordata; Actinopteri; Cypriniformes; Cyprinidae
Product: voltage-dependent calcium channel gamma-7 subunit-like
Exons: 6
Coding region: 116-1141 (341 amino acids)
Biological process (GO): regulation of AMPA receptor activity; positive regulation of synaptic transmission, glutamatergic; calcium ion transport
Cellular component (GO): postsynaptic density membrane; AMPA glutamate receptor complex
Molecular function (GO): channel regulator activity; voltage-gated calcium channel activity
Source: RefSeq, a predicted model, not a curated record